AUGUAUUAUAAUUUAGGUGUUGUUCUUGAUUCUGGUGAUGGUGUAACACAUAGUGUACCAAUCUAUGAAGGAUAUUCACUUCCACAUGCAAUAGUUCGUCUUGAUUUUGCUGGUCGAGAUAUAACAAAUUUUCUUUUACAAUUAUUAAUGAAACGUGGUUAUAAUUUUACAACUUCGGCUGAACGUGAAAUUGUUCGUGAUAUAAAAGAAAAAUUAUGUUAUAUUUCAUUUGAUUAUGAAAAAGAAAAAUUAACUAGUAUUAAAACAAAUAUAAUUGAACGUAAUUAUGAAUUACCUGAUGGACAAAUAAUUCGUAUUGGUUGUGAACGUUUUCGUGCACCAGAAAUUUUAUUUAAACCAUCAAUUAUUGGUUUAGAAAUACGUGGAAUACAUGAAAUAACAUAUUCAUCAAUAAUGCAUUGUGAUAUUGAUAUACGUCGUGAACUUCUUAAUAAUAUUGUUUUAUCAGGUGGUUCAACAAUGUUUUUAAAUAUUCAUGAACGUUUACAAAAUGAAAUUGUUCGAAUGACUCCAACAUCAGUUAAAAUAAAAAUUAUUGCACCACCACAACGAAAAUAUUCUGUUUGGAUUGGUGGUAGUAUUCUAUCAACUCUAUCAACUUUUCAACAUUUAUGGUUAACAAAACAAGAUUAUAAUGAAUAUGGAUCAACUAUUGUUCAUCGACGUUGUUUUUAA
Molecule: messenger RNA, 696 nt
Organism: Rotaria sordida
Lineage: Eukaryota; Metazoa; Rotifera; Eurotatoria; Philodinida; Philodinidae
Source: the annotation of a GenBank genome assembly